Messenger RNA from Gloeophyllum trabeum ATCC 11539, 1707 nucleotides. RefSeq lists its product as uncharacterized. Lineage: Eukaryota; Fungi; Basidiomycota; Agaricomycetes; Gloeophyllales; Gloeophyllaceae. The coding region runs from base 1 to 1707 and encodes 568 amino acids. Gene Ontology annotation, cellular component: nucleus. Gene Ontology annotation, molecular function: RNA polymerase II transcription regulatory region sequence-specific DNA binding; DNA-binding transcription factor activity, RNA polymerase II-specific; zinc ion binding. Gene Ontology annotation, biological process: cellular response to starvation; regulation of DNA-templated transcription. The record is from RefSeq and is a predicted model, not a curated record. The transcript is spliced from 8 exons.
AUGUCCGUCACCGCCAUCAGCACCGCAGAGCUCACUGGCGGCCCCAUAGCCGGGGGCCCCUCGCAACAGCCAAGCACGCUCGGGACCGCUUCGUUCGCGGCGGGGCCCUCCCAGCCCAAUUUUCGCGACUCGGAGGAGCGCUCGUCCUCUGCCAACCCCUCGAAAAAGAAGUCCGGAUCCUGCAACGGUCGGCGCAAGCGCACGGAAACGCCCGAUGACGGUGGCACGCCGUCGUUAUCUUCAGCCUCGAGGAGUCGAGAUGGUCCGAAGAAGAAGAAAGCCAACCGCGCUUGCUUGCUCUGCCAGAAAGCGCACUUGACCUGCGACGACUCUCGACCAUGUCAACGGUGCGUCAGGCGGGGUAUGGCAGCCAACUGCACAGAAGGGAUCAGAAAGAAGGCGAAGUAUCUAUUGGAAGAUGAUGAACUAGAAGCUGUUAAGAGACGAAAGUCUACCCCACCCCCUGCCCCGCCCAAGGAGGCCGAACCAGCACCAUUGACCACCUCGGAGCCGUUCCUCGCCAACGACCCCAUGUUCGACCUAACAUUUAAUCCAAAUUACUCCUUCGUCUCCGAAGCAGCUAAUUUGGAGUAUUCCAUCCUUUCUCAAAUACUGGGCUCGAGUCCCGAGUCGGAUACUAGCCCGCCGUUUUCCAGUGCUUCCUGGCCAAACGAACCCCUUACCCCCACCUUCACUGCAGACUCCCCUACGCAAUAUACGACGAGCACCUCGUUAGGAGGACCCGCUGACGAUUAUAUUUCUUCGACGUCAACGUAUGUUGAUUCGCCUCUUGCGAUUACGCCCGCCGAGACGACGUUAAAGCCCGACUCCAGCUUGCCGCCGAACUACAUGACCCUAACCUAUCCGACCGCGGGCCAAGUGUCAGAGGAGCAGCCCUCUCAAACCGCACAAAAUGCCUAUCCCCUCCAGUCCUUCGAAAGGACUCCGUCACUGCAAGAAUACCAGUCUCGCUUCACUCUGCAGGAACGAUCGUCCUCGACGCCCACCGUUUCAGAUUCGAUAUAUGCUGGUACCUCCAAAGACACCGAAGAUAGCCAUAUCUCCCCUCCCAUAUCUGUCGACUCCCCCAGUACCGACACCUCGAGGUCUGACACUCCAGCGGCGCUUGGGCGACCACGGAAGGACGACGUGUACAAGACCGUCACUGCCCCCUAUGACUACACCGAAGGGUACCACUUCCUCAUGAAACACUUGCCAACCCGUUUCGAGAAGAACGAUGUCCUCCGUAUCGUGCGGGCGCUGGCUAUCAUCAGGCCGUCCCUCAUCGCCCUGCAGAUGCCCCUGUCCGAAGAGGACGAGGUGUUUGUAGAGAAGUCCUUCCAGCGAUCGUUGGUGGAACUUGAGAAACUGAUCUCUUUCAACGGUACGCCCACCGUCGUCUGGCGUCGAACGGGAGAAAUCUGCCUAGCGGGGUCGGAGUUCUGUAUGCUUACAGAGUGGGACCGGGAGGAACUAGUGAGAGGCAAAAAAUACAUCUAUGAGCUCUUCGAGAAUCAAUCAGUCGUUGAGUACUGGGAGAACUUCGCCUCUCACGCCUUCGAAAACACCACGCAGUCCGUGUAUUCGCAUUGUGUCUUGCUGAAGCCUUCAGGUGCCCCCGUCCCUUGUACAUUCUGUUUUUCGAUUCGGAGGGACAUCUUCGAUUUGCCCAGCAUGGUCAUAGGGCAAUGGCUACCACUUCUAUGA